This is a messenger RNA of Syzygium oleosum, 1960 nucleotides long. RefSeq names its product arabinosyltransferase RRA2-like. Lineage: Eukaryota; Viridiplantae; Streptophyta; Magnoliopsida; Myrtales; Myrtaceae. Gene Ontology annotation, molecular function: glycosyltransferase activity. The transcript has 2 exons. Gene Ontology annotation, biological process: root hair cell development. The record is from RefSeq and is a predicted model, not a curated record. Bases 386 to 1690 code for a protein of 434 amino acids.
GCUCGAGUCGAGUCUUUUCUUCUCUUUUUUUUUUUGUUUUUGUUUUUGGCCAAGUGAGUCUUCUCAUUGGUGCAACUGGCGCUUUUGGACUUUUCUUCCCAUCCGAAGCGUUCGGCGAGUGACCAUGUUCGAUCGCUCUCGGGGAAUAGAAGAGAAGGCUGACCUCUUGCAUGAUCCGGACGUUAAACCCUUCGAACCCGGUCGGUGAUGCUCCGGUUGAAUCAGUAGUUGUGCAUUUUCUUGAACUGGGUCACACCCAUCUCUCUCGUCUGACCCCCUAAUUUCGUUGCGCUCGCGUCUCUCACCCUCAGCUUCGGAGCUUUCGCAUUCAGUUGAGAGAGAGAGAGAGAGAGAGAGAGAGAGAGAGAGAGAGAGAGAGAGAGAGAUGAGUGGUCGAAGAGACGGGCCCUUGAUGCGAAGCGGCGGCUCCUCCCACCCGUUCCGGAAAUCAAGAAUCGCCGCCGCCAUUGCCGUCGGCGUCGCCAUCGGUUGCGUCUUCGCUUUCUUGUUCCCCGAUGGGCUCUUCUCCGUCGCCGGCCCUCGCCGCCUCGUCACAGCCGAUUCUAAGGGAGGAUCCUCUUCCAGCUCUUGUGAAUCAUCCGAGCGAAUGAACAUGUUGAAGUCGGAGUAUGUGGCUGCUUCGCAGAAAAAUGCUGAGCUGAAAAAGGAAGUUAGGGAGUUGAUGGAAAAGCUUAAGUUAGCUGAACGGGGGAAUGAUCAGGCUCAGAAGCAAGUUCUUGCGCUGGGUAAACAGCAGAAAGCUGGGCCAUUUGGUACUGUUAAGGGUUCAAGAACCAAUCCCGCUGUUGUCCCUGAUGAAUCUGUGAAUCCAAGAUUAGCAAAGAUAUUGGAGAAAGUCGCAGUUAAUAGAGAGCUCGUAGUUGCCCUGGCCAACUCAAAUGUGAAGGAAAUGUUGGAGGUUUGGUUCACCAACAUAAAGAGAGUGGGUAUACUUAAUUAUUUGGUUGUUGCUCUGGAUGAAGAUACUGCUAAGUUCUGUGAGUCGAACCGUGUGCCUGUCUACAAAAGAGAUCCAGAUGAAGGCGUUGACUCCAUAGGAAGGAAAGGAGGGAAUCAUGCUGUUUCAGGAUUGAAAUUCCGCAUUUUGAGGGAAUUUUUGCAGUUGGGAUAUAGUGUUCUUCUCUCCGAUGUCGACAUAGUCUACUUGCAAAACCCGUUUGACCAUCUUUAUCGGGAUUCAGAUGUGGAGUCCAUGACAGAUGGUCAUGACAACAGGACUGCUUACGGGUUCAAUGACGUCUUUGACGAGCCUGGAAUGGGUUGGGCCAGAUACGCUCAUACGAUGCGCAUCUGGGUUUAUAAUUCUGGUUUCUUUUAUAUCAGACCAACAAUCCCUUCAAUUGAGCUCCUUGAUCGUGUAGCUGCUAGGCUUUCUCGGGAAAAUGCCUGGGACCAGGCGGUUUUCAAUGAGGAACUCUUUUUUCCUUCACAUAAUGGGUAUGAUGGUCUACAUGCUGCCAGGAGGACGAUGGACUUUUAUCUCUUUAUGAAUAGUAAGGUCCUCUUUAAAACUGUCAGGAAAGAUGCCUCCCUCAGCAAAAUUAAGCCCGUGAUUGUUCAUGUAAACUACCAUCCCGACAAGCUCCCGCGCAUGAAGGCGGUUGUCGAAUACUAUGUUAAUGGUAAAGAAGAUGCUCUAAAACCCUUCCCUGAUGGUUCAGGUUGGUAAAUUGCCGUUCUGGUAUUCAAAGAUACUUCUUAGCACCCGUUGUCUUCUUAGCUGAAACUUGACUUGUUGGGAAUCGACGGAAUACCAUUUGGAUCUGAAAACUUUUCCUGUUGGCCUCAUUGGUUUCCCUCCAUUUUUUUUUCUGUUAGAAUAUUACAAUUUUUCACGGGCUGUAUCUUCAAGUAGCUUAGGAUCUGCUGUUUUGUGUAGUAUGGAUCUGUGGGUGUGUUUUCUAAUCAUCUGGUUGUAUAAAAAGCCUACUUUCCACUA